AUGAUAACUCCAGCUUUUGAGCUGACCCAGGAUCCGGAUUUUCUUACAAUAAUAAUCAAAGUACCUUAUGCCAGAGCUUCAGAGUUUGAUGUGUAUUUUGAAGGGGAAGAUUUUAAGUUUUAUGCCAAGCCGUACUUUCUCAGAUUGACACUUCCUGGAAGAAUUGUAGAAGAUGGGAGAGAAAAAGCAUCUUAUAAUACAGACAAAGGAACUUUCACAAUUCGGUUACCUAAAGAGAUUCCUGGCCAGUAUUUUGAAGGACUGGACAUGCUGACAUCCCUUUUAGCACCAAAGAAAUCAAGAUCAGCAAAACCUCUAGUAGAAGAGAUAGCUGCCUCUGAGUUGUCUGAGGAGGAGGAGGAAGAAUUUGACUGGGAAAUAGAGCAGACCCCUUAUAAAGAAAGUGCAGAAAGCACUCUGCCAGUACAGUACCAUUAUGGAUUUGGGAAUUUGCGGUCAGGGGUGUUCCAGCGGCUGCAGGAUGAGCUCAGUGAUGUUAUCGACAUUAAGGAUCCAGACCAAACUCCUGUGGAUGAACGUAGGAGGAAACGCCUGGCAGCUGAGGCUGCCAAGUUCGACCCUGAUCAUUACUUAGCUGAUUUUUUUGAAGAUGAAGCUGUACAGCAUGUCUUAAAGUACAAACCGUGGUGGGUUGAGGCUUAUAAAAAAAUGAUGGCCUUGCAGGGAGAAGGUCAUCAGGAACGUGACACUCAGGCUUUUGUUGUCUUCUCUGAGGAAGAGAGAGAACAGAUGAGAAAGUUCACAAAUAAAUCUUAUCUUCUGGAUAAAAGAAGCCGUCAUCAUGUGUAUCUUGGUUUAAUUGAUAUCCUCCUGGCAUAUUGCUACGAGAUCUGUGUCAACGAAGGAGACAAGAACGUUGAAUCGUCUUGGAAUGUCAGGAAACUGAGUGCAACUUUGUGCUGGCUGGAGAGUUUCACUGGCAUUCAUGAUGUCCUGGUGUCUUUUGGAAGGCGAGUGCUGUGCUAUCCCCUGCACAGACAUUUUGGGUUGGUGACACGUGCCUUCAGUGACACAGUCAUGAUCCUACAGCUGGGAAAAGCUGCAGUUUUGAAGUGUCUGCUGGACAUACACAAGAUUUUUGGGGAGAAUGACCCUGCCUACAUCCUUAAUGAUCUCUUCGUUACAGACUAUUGCAUCUGGAUUCAAAAAACCAAGUCAAAAAAGUUGGCUGCGCUCUCUGAAUCCUUGCAGAAAACCGUGCUCGCUAAGUCCGACUUAGGAUUUGAACUGGAAGAGCUGGAAGCGGCAGCGGUGCUGGUACAAGAGGAAGAAGCUGCUGGCACAGGUUCUGCGCGACAGCUGCCGUCCUCCGAGUCGGAGACAAGUGACUCUGAAGAAUCAAGCAGUGCUUCAUCGUCCGAGACGGCAGGCUCCGAUUCAGAUGAGCGAGAGUCCUCUGCCAGUGAAGACGGGAAAAGAAAUUCUUCACACGACUCGCUCCAAGAGGAGAGGACAGCUCCACUUACUGACUAUAAUGGAUUAAGGCAGGGCACAAACACUUCGACGUCUGAGGUUACUGGUGAGAAAUCAGAGUUUUCUUUGCAAUCUACGUCUGUUCCUGGAAAACUGAUAGAAGAAUUAGGAAAGCAAAUGCACACUGCAAUUAGACUUUCAGAGCAGCCUGAAGGAUUGGCUGCUGCGAGCUGUGUUUUGCAGGAACAAGAAGAAAACUCUGUGUGUGAACCUGACAGAUUUUCGAAAGAUACUGCUGGGAAGGGAAAUUUCUUGGAGGUGUCUUCAAAGACAAACUCUUUGCUUUUUCUCUGCGGCACAAAUGAAGGUGAAGACUGA
Messenger RNA from Apaloderma vittatum (bar-tailed trogon), 1812 nucleotides. It is a transcript of the gene SHQ1, whose product is annotated as SHQ1, H/ACA ribonucleoprotein assembly factor. Gene Ontology annotation, biological process: box H/ACA snoRNP assembly. The coding region runs from base 1 to 1812 and encodes 603 amino acids. The record is from RefSeq and is a predicted model, not a curated record. Gene Ontology annotation, cellular component: cytoplasm; nucleoplasm. Lineage: Eukaryota; Metazoa; Chordata; Aves; Trogoniformes; Trogonidae. The transcript is spliced from 11 exons.